Molecule: messenger RNA, 318 nt
Organism: Trichophyton rubrum CBS 118892
Lineage: Eukaryota; Fungi; Ascomycota; Eurotiomycetes; Onygenales; Arthrodermataceae
Exons: 1
Coding region: 1-318 (105 amino acids)
Source: RefSeq, a predicted model, not a curated record
AUGGUCUGUUUUACUAGGUUGUGCCAAACCCUUUUCCUGCAGCCGAACCCCAGGAUCAAAACCAGGACCAAAACCAGACUCUCCUUGGAAGGCCAACCAAGUAGUGCCAAACAAACGUACUUUUCAAAGCAUGCGGAUACUUUUUCCAGAGUGGCUGGUAGCGAAGUGCUAACUCAGGACCCAGUAUCCCUUUUCGUACCAGCGCCUCGCAGGUUUUUCUCUCCCUGCAGGCGGUCAGUGGUCUCAUAUUCCAUGGUUGAUGCAAAGUCUUUUGUUUUGCGCUCGAAAUCAUACGCUACCAGCGCCAUGGUAGGGUAA